AUGGCUCCUUAUACUGAUAUAUAUACCCGUACCUUAGUAAUCGCGUUAAAAUCACCUCCUAGUGGCAAGAAUACCUCACAAGUCUCUGCGCUAACUGGCGUUCAUCCUCGUACUGUAGAUCGUAUCUAUAGUAGAGCUAUUGCUGCAGGCUUUGAGCCAAACGACCUUCCUAUUAAGAUCCUUCCACACCACGUUCAGGAUGCUCCAAAGCCUGGUAGGCCUGCUAAGCAGGCAGAGGUGAAGGAGCAGAUAUUGCAACAAGUACGACACGAUAGAUAUGGACGAGAGAAGAGCUGUGCUGACCUUGCUGGUGGGCUCAAGGACUGGAAGAAUGUCAUCUGGACAGACGAGACGUCAGUGGUGAUCAACCACCGACGUGGGGGCUAUAGAGUCUGGAGAAAGGCAGACGAGAGGGUAGUCAAGAGCUGCAUCCGUGAGAGGUGGAAGGGAUACUCUGAGUUUAUGUUCUGGGGCUGCUUCUUGUAUGACAAGAAAGGUCCAUGCCAUAUCUACCAGCUGGAGACGAAGGCAGAGAGAGAGGAUGCUGCUCGUCGGAUUGAGCAGCUAAACGCUGAGCUUGAGCCUCUACAGCGAGAGGAAUGGGAGCUGUCAGAGUCUAUGAGAAGGACAGGGCUACGCAAUAAGCGUGGCAGGAAGCCUCAAUGGAGAUGGACAGAGAAGACAGGUAAGCUGGUGCGUAAGUCUGGAGGUGGUAUAGACUGGUGGAGAUAUCAGGCCUGCGUUCUAAUUCCAAAGCUGAUUCCUUUUGCUAAAGAGUGCCUCCAAGAUAGACCUCGGACUGUCAGACUACUUUGGUGUGGAAACUCGCCAGACUGUAACUGCAUUGAGCCAUGCUGGUUCUAUAUGAAAAGAGAGACUACAAAGAAAGGAGCUCCGCAGUCAAGGGCUGAGGCAGUUAGAGUCUGGCAGAACUGCUUGAGAGAUCUCUCACAACUUAAGAUCCAAGCUUGGAUUGAGCGAAUUCUUGUACAUAUUCAAAAGAUAAUUGAGCUACAAGGUGGUAAUGAGUACAUAGAGGGGAGAGACAAGCCUCGGCUAAGGCGGCCGCACUUCGGUUAG
Messenger RNA from Exserohilum turcica Et28A, 1080 nucleotides. RefSeq lists its product as uncharacterized. The record is from RefSeq and is a predicted model, not a curated record. Gene Ontology annotation, molecular function: nucleic acid binding. Lineage: Eukaryota; Fungi; Ascomycota; Dothideomycetes; Pleosporales; Pleosporaceae. Bases 1 to 1080 code for a protein of 359 amino acids. The transcript is spliced from 3 exons.